CUCUCCUUAAACGAUUAACACACUUCCUGUGAGGGCAUAACACAUCAACAGACCUGCCCAUGCAGCAUUCCUCCCUGCCUGCCUGCCUGCCUCCGUGUCAUGAAUUACGUUCUGCCCUGGGCUGUUGAGGGUGCUCUGGGCCAUCUGUGUGCGACCGAAGCGACGCGUCGACUCUUAACAUAUAUCUCCUUCGUGUUCAUGUAGGUUAUCUAUUUUGUGAAACACUCCGAGGUUGCCUGACGUGUCGGAGGAAUCGGAAAGUGGAGUGCUCCUUCAGUGGUCACUAUCAGGGCAAGGUGGAGGCAUCUGUAGCAACAGUGUACGUCACAUCAUCAAGCUGCUCAUAACCCUUCAAAAUGAGUGGCAGUGCCGGUAAGCGCACCCGCCGGGGCAGGGCUGAGGCCCCCACAGACUCUGACGGAGGCUCCAGCAGUGACUCGGGCUCCGGUGCCCCGGCUGGGGUGUCUGUGCUGAACCGAAUGUUGGACCUGCCAGCUGGGCACCUCUCGCGUCAACAGCUGAAGCGCUUGGAGGGGCACCGCUACAGCAGCGCAGGCCACUCCCUGUUGGAGCCCAGCAUGCAGCCAUACUGGGAGGGCCUGGUGGCCCGUGUGCCCACAUGGAUCGCCCCCAACCUCAUCACCAUUGUGGGCCUUGCCACCAACAUCCUUACCACCUUGGUACUGGUCUACUACUGCCCCACUGCCUCUGAGCAGGCUCCCACGUGGGUGUACUUUGCCUGUGCUGUGGGUCUCUUCAUUUACCAGUCUCUGGACGCCAUCGACGGGAAGCAGGCGAGGCGCACCAACAGCAGCACGCCACUGGGGGAGCUUUUCGACCACGGCUGUGACUCGCUCUCCACCGUGUUUGUGGUGUUGGGCACGUGCAUUGCCGUGCAGCUAGGCACCCAUCCCGGGUGGAUGUUCUUCUGCUGUUUCGCGGGCAUGUUCAUGUUUUACUGCGCCCACUGGCAGACCUACGUCUCCGGCACACUGCGCUUUGGCAUUAUUGAUGUGACUGAAGUUCAGAUCUUCAUAAUAGUCAUGUAUCUGCUUGGCGCCGUGGGAGGAACCGCUUUCUGGCAGUCUCCGCUCCCGGUAGUUCAGAUGCCCAUUAAGAUAAUCCCUGCCAUACUUACAGUUCUGGGGGCCAUCUUCUCCUGUACCAACUACUUUCGGGUUAUUUUUGGAGGGGGUGUGGGCAAGAAUGGCUCCACAAUCGCAGGAACCAGUGUGUUGUCUCCAGGCUUCCACAUAGGAACAGUGAUCACACUGGCGUCCCUCAUCUACUACAAGUCCUCUGGACAGCUCUUUCAGAAGCACCCCUGUCUGUUCAUUCUGGCCUUUGGCUUUGUGUCUGCCAAGAUCACCAACAAAUUAGUGGUUGCCCACAUGACCAAGAGUGAGAUGCGGCUGUAUGACCUGGCCUUCCUAGGCCCCGUGCUGCUGUGCCUCAACCAGUGUGUGACUAGUGUGGUGGACCAGUACGUCAUGCUGUGGAUCACCAUACUCCUGUCAGCUGUGGAUCUGGUGCGGUACUGUGUCAGUGUCUGCAACCAGAUCGCCACCCACCUGAACAUCUGCGUCUUUCGCAUCACGACUACUCGCAGUGGCCAGCAGAACCACCACUAGCCGGCGCUCACGGUCCCGCCCCCUUCUGGCCCUCGUCUUUCAAGGAACGUAUGAGCAGCCAAUCAAAUUCCAAACUCAAGAGGCACACAAGGCGUGCCCGAGGUUAUCCUUAGUCACUCAACUCAACUCCGCCCACCAGCAGCAGGGAUUGGCUGUGACCCUUUUUUCUUUGUUUUGGGACAACUCAAAUCUCGUAGAUGGUUAUAAGAUCAUGGAACACAUUUAACAGUGUCCAGACUGGGUCAUGUCUGUAGUGGAACUGUGGCCACUAUGGCGAUGCGAUGUCGACUGUAGCUUCAUAGUUGUCAUGACAACAUGCUUACCUCUAGUCCCCACAGUUGUCACGACUACCACCCCCAACUAACUAUACUUAAUUUAUGCUAAACGGUCAACCACCAUUCUAAGCGUAUUAUUAUUAUUGUAGUUCUCUUUUACAGUCACUCUUCUAAAUGUAGCCAUGAUGGCUUCUCCACCAUGUUAUGUGCUCUCCUGCUGAUGGCCAAGCCAUCUCCUGCUGAUGGCCAAGCCGCUGGUGCUUAGUCAGCUGUAGCUACAGGAUUUCCUCCCAGGUCACAGUGAAGAGCAAUUCACCCUGUGGCCUGCAGAGGGAGACAAAAAAGCAGCCAGUUUAAUUGGCGAUGAAGCAAGAGCAGCCGAUAUCAUCCACACACCACCCACAAUGUUUUUUUAAGCAGUGUUUCGUUGUUACAUGUGCUGCUAUUUGAAUACCAGACAAAAGGAGCCCAUGGACUGAAAUGAAUGUGUUUCGUUGAUCUCUGUGUCUGUGGUCAGGGAAUUAUGAGGGAAAGGCUUCUAUGGAGCUGCCAAGAACGCCAAGCAAAAGGACAUUUUAAGAUUCUGUCACUGUGAAGUCCAGUUUAAUUUCACCAUAAGAAUGUCUUACCUACUUAAAAAGAUCCAUGUAUUGUAAUUCUUUUAUUUUCACAAAUAGUAUCUACGUAAAAGGUAAAAUCCCAUGGUAUUGGUGUAAGGGUGUAUGUUUAUAGGAUUUUAUAUGGUGUGUUGGACAAGGGAAAGUGUUCUUGAAGCUGCUGUCUCUAUUAACUCCAUAUUAAGUGACAAAUGCUCACAUUACCCCCCACUCCCGCACACACACACACACACUUAGACACACUCCUCUUUGCAUUCCACUGCACACACACACUUAACUUCUGAUCAUUCCUUUGCUCACAUUAUUAGUUUUUAUAUAUAUAAAACACAUACAUACACAUACAUACACACACACACGCGCACAAACACACGCAUGCACUGCACAUUUUACAUUCCACCGUUACAUGUUGGUCGUAAACACAAACAAAAGCAAUCGCACACAGACUUGCAAGGCUUAUUGUGUCCUUAGGGGGCACUGGGCAUAAUGAACUAAUUCCCUUCUGUAGGAAUUACACAUGCUAUUGUUUAGCCCACCAAAAACAAAUGGAGGAAAGAACUGUUUACUCACUCAUGAUUAGUUGUCGGCUUUUAAUUGAGUUGCGUUUUUCUGUUGUGCCUUUGAGCUGUUGCUCUGUAACCCAUAGCUCUCCUGAAUGGCGGUGCGCCUGUGUUUUUUUCAAGCUGCACGCUAAGAGUCUUACGAUGAGUCUUCCAGGAGAAUUUGUAUGCAGGUUUGGCUUAAUAGAUCAUGCGUGAGUGAGUUUGUUGACACACACACACACACACACACACUCUAAAGGCAUAGGUAUACACGCUCCCUAGAACCAUUGCUCCUCUACAUGCAAACACGCUUCCUCUACCUCUAAUUUCUUACCUGUUUCUGUUGCAAUUGCUUUUUUUCCCCUCUUUCCAUUUUGUUGAGGUUUGGUUUUAAUACUGUUAAAGUUUGGAUGUGCUCGGUUCCUGAUAGGUACUCAUAAUGUCAACGAUUCACACUCCUUCCAAUACUCCUCACGUUGAGUGUGAAAGCUUCUCACUCAUAGUGUUACUCCUCACCGCACGCCUCACUACUUUUCACCUCACACUCCAGAGGAUCCCACCUUAGUAUCCUACUUCACCUUUUUGUAAGCGGUUCUUAUGUGUUCUUGUGGGACUUGUCAAGAUGUCCCACAGGGCUUUGUUACAGCUGUAGGAAUGUUUCCCUUCAGUCACAGGUCUGAAGUUCUCCAAGACCGAGAGUGUCUUUGGUCGGACCACACGGCUGUGUUGUUUUACCUCAGUUAACCCCCCUGAGUCUUUAUUACAGAUCCAAAUGUUGUGUAGGAUUCGAUGACCAGUUACAAUGUAUUCUUGCCAGUAGUCACCCAGCAGCACUCAGUGUGAUAUUAAAGGGAAGUAAGUUCUCGGUUAUUGGCUUAUUUGGUGUAGUCAACCACAGGGGAAAUUUCUUGGCUCUUCAUUUUAAAGGGAUUUUGUCUAGUGUUGUGGAAAUCAGAUGCUCAAACAAAUUAGGGUUAAAUUGCUUAGCGAACACACACACACACACACAUUAAUGUUUUUACCACCCUCUACUGAUUGACCACAUUCUCUGUCUUUGAUUGCGCUUGUAUCUGAUUUCUAAAAGGUUAAUUUAGAUAGGAAAGUGUUUUUAAUGUUGCAUUAUUGAGUUUCUGUGAAAAUAUCUUUUUAAAAUGAAAUGCCAAUGUGAAAUAAACUUUGCUAUAUUUAUGCUAACAGA
Molecule: messenger RNA, 4260 nt
Organism: Alosa sapidissima (American shad)
Lineage: Eukaryota; Metazoa; Chordata; Actinopteri; Clupeiformes; Clupeidae
Product: choline/ethanolaminephosphotransferase 1-like
Exons: 9
Coding region: 357-1631 (424 amino acids)
Biological process (GO): phosphatidylethanolamine biosynthetic process
Cellular component (GO): Golgi apparatus; endoplasmic reticulum membrane
Molecular function (GO): diacylglycerol cholinephosphotransferase activity; ethanolaminephosphotransferase activity
Source: RefSeq, a predicted model, not a curated record